This is a messenger RNA of Sabethes cyaneus, 9691 nucleotides long. RefSeq lists its product as uncharacterized. Gene Ontology annotation, cellular component: Cul2-RING ubiquitin ligase complex. The coding region runs from base 1385 to 7876 and encodes 2163 amino acids. NCBI's taxonomy places the organism in Eukaryota, Metazoa, Arthropoda, Insecta, Diptera, Culicidae. Gene Ontology annotation, molecular function: zinc ion binding. The transcript has 10 exons. The record is from RefSeq and is a predicted model, not a curated record.
GUCGUAGAGCUGUGUUUUUCUUGUAAUGAAUUAUUACAAUAUUCAUUGAUGAUAAAGUAUUAAUUAAAGUUUGGUGAACAUGAACUAAUUAUGAUGCGUUCUGUCAGAAAUGUUGUGUGGAUUACUGCUCUUGAAAAAAAAAAAUUAAAUUCCAUCCGUCUGCCAUUAAAGAAGGCUUACCUUGAUAGUGAGUAUAGUUAUGUUUAAGGUGGUGAACAAACCGAAAUUGUGUUAGUGAAUAGCGGCUGAUGACUGUCAUUCCUCUCUGUGCGCUGGUGUUGGCUAUCCAACACCGCCUGCUGGUUGCUGCUCUUGCUGCUACGCUUAACAGCAUACGAGACAGAUGGCUGCUAUAUGAGUGAAAAAAUCAAUCAUAUAAAUCUUCGUUAAUUACGUACUACGUUUCUCUCCUCUAUCACAGAACUUGUUUAAUCUUAAGUUCAGUGUUGGCUUUUAAAAAACUAACUAUCUCGACUAAAAUAUGUGUGAAUAAUCUAAAAAACUGCGUGCAUUAAAACAUUUAAGUUGUGGAUGUGGAGUUUUGUUACAUAGAUAGAAAUGAGUACAAUUUAAGCACUUAAUGUUUAUGGAAACGAGUUUGACUCGCAGUUGCGAUGAUCAACAAACAGGUUACACUGAAAAUACAAAUUCAUUGUAAUUGAAUCAUCGCAUACGCUGUUGAAUGCACACGGUGCUCAUCUAUACUGAAACGAGGGGGUCUGCAGGCAACCAACACGAUCAUCAUCCUGCAGAAUAAGGCCUGCAAGCUGCUGCUCUAUCAUUAGGGUAUGAAGCGCGAGCAAACUCGCUUGACCACGAGAGAGUGAGUACCUCCUAGUCAGCUAUCGAGUCAUUCAUCUAUCCAUCCGGUACUAAGGGUGGUAAAGGCAUUUGCCAGACUAUUGCUGGGUUGAACAUGGAAAAGUAUACAAGCCGAACCCCCCGUAAAGAAGAAAUUUAAAACCUCUCUCUCUCAGUUGAACGAGAACAAACGAAAUAUCAUACACGGAGUGAUGGUGUCAAGACAGAACGUCAAAAAAAUCCACCAAAGAAAACAGUUUUCCGAGAGCGACCGCUGGAUAUAGAGUACAUCCGUUCCCAAAAGCAAGCUGUUUAAACGGUGCGGAUUGUGUUUCGUCAUUCUCAUAAACGACCACAGACUGUGCUAUUCUUUUCACUCCUGUGUUGCCAUCAACUGGCCCCCAACGGGGACGUUCGCAUAACGUAAUGAUUACGUUCGGUACAAUUCGGGCUCAUUUGGACUUCAUCAAAUAUUCCGAUCAAAUUGGAAUUUGAAAAAAUCUGUCGAUUUUAAAUCAAUUGUAACUUGUUCGUGUGAAGUGAUAAAAUACGGUUGUAAAAUUGUAUUUUUAAGAAAUAAAAAAUGCAGUGUUGUGAUAAAGUUGGCACUAUCGGUGCAAAUUGCGACCGUACUACAAACAGCAAUAUGCUGAAAGUAUACACAGGACCUCUUCGGCAACCGGAUAGCCUGCUUGACAUCACGGCUCGAAUGGUUGCGCAAAAUGAGCCCUUCCAGAAAAUCGAGGAACGUUACGAUCGAAUUCCUGAACCAGUGCAGAGGAGAAUCAUUUAUUGGUCUUUUCCUCGUAAUGAAAAGGAUAUUUGUAUGUACAGUUCGCUGUCCAGGGUUUCCUCUCUGAAUUCAGUGGAGCCACAGAGCCUCAGUUUUUGCGCUGGACUCAAGCUGGUCGAGUCUGGUUGCGUAGAGGAUGUACUGCAAGUUGGGUUUCAUCUGAGCGGAAUUGUGUGGACAUACCCACCCAAUCACGCCCAACGCCAGUCUUCGUCCUCAUCAUUAGGUUCAUCCGGUAUUCGUAAUGAUCUUACCUACCAAUACCCCAACGUUGGUAACAGUCACCAGCAUAAUAACUACAUCGGACACAAUAACCACCAUCAUAAUCCGCACAACCAUCGGCCGCUUACGCCUCCACCUUUACAUCAAGCGCCGUUACCCCCCGGACCACCUAUUCCGCCAGGCGUGAUGGGAGUUGGUGGCCCCGUGGUAAUUCCCCAACCGCCUGGAAUUGCCCAGCCCGUUCCACCACAGUACAACAAUAAUCCAAAUAUUGAUCGUGAUGGAUUCAACAAUAUUUCAACCCCGUCAUCUUCAGGUGCAGGCAAUAUGGAGGAGAACAAAAAGUUCAAAGUGUCAGUCAGUUUCGAUAGGUGUAAAAUUACAUCGGUGACCUGUAGUUGUGACACAAAGGAUAUCUUCUGGUGCCACCAUGUCGUUGCAUUAGCCCUGUACAGAAUACGAAAUGCCGAAACAGUGAAACUAAGAGUUCCUAUUUCAGAAACACUACUUCAAAUGAAUCGACAACAGUUACAAAAAUUUAUACAAUAUUUGAUCUCAGAACAUCACACUGAAGUCUUACCAACAGCUCAACGACUAGCAGAUGAAAUUUUACAACAACGUUCGGAAAUCAAUUCUAUAUGUGGGGCACCUGACCCUACAGCAGGUGCGUCAAAAGAUGAUGAUCAUUCAUGGCAUUUGGAUGAAACUCAGGUUUGCGAAGCUGUGAAGACCUACCUUGGCCAAGGUAGCUACUACUAUAGCAGUAAACAUUUAAAUUCACUGUUUGGAAAGGUUCGCGAAAUGUUACGUGCACAGGAUUCAAACGGUGCUCGUAUGUUAACGUUGAUUACUGAACAAUUUCUCAAUGACCCCCGGUUGGUGUUGUGGAAAAAUCAUGGAACUCCAAUGACAGAAAAAUGUCGACAAUUGUGGGACCAGCUGGGGGCACUGUGGGUUUGUAUCGUCUUGAACCCGAAAUCCACUCAGGUGGAAAGACUGCACUGGAAAACUCUCCUAGAGAAAUGGUCUAAAAGCGAGGUAUGCCCUCAGGAAGAUCCGGAUUUAAGAACAUCUACACGAGAAAGUAUUCGCGAAAGAUCAAACCGCGAGAGAGAGCGGGACAGAAACAGGUUUUUCCGAGAGAACAACUUGAGAAAUAUGAUGUACUAUAAUCAGAACAACAUCAAUCCAAGUCGCAGAAGAAACUAUAAUGGGCUAAAUCUUAUCGGUCCUGCUCUCGAAAGGCCGAAUAAUGGUGCGAAUGACAACUAUGAUAGCUCAGAGUCCGAUUCUGAUUCCGACGAGGAUAUGGAGGAAAAUAAUGAAGUAGAGAAUAAUGUAAAUCAUGAUAACGAGAAUCAAAAUGCACUCCAUGAGCCGAACCGUGAUAACUUAGAAGAAGAUGUGGAUCAGGUGCACAAUAUUCUUCAGGAUAUAAAUUUCGGUGUGAAUGGAGAAGCAAGUAAACCGGAGGACAAUGGAUACAUAAAUAUGAAUUUAUUAAAUGAAAACAACGAUCUAAAUCCAAUUCCAAUUUUGCCUGAAAAUGAUGACAGUUCGCGAGAAUCAAUGGAUGCUGAUAACGAUAACCCUUUACCGGGCCCAAGCGGUGUUGUAACGGGUGGAAAAUCAAUAAAAACAGAUGGCUUUUUUAAUAAUAAUCCUUGCAUUUGUGGCGAGGAAAAAUGUGAAUGUAAUAGGCCAGUAUUUUUUGAUGAAAUUAAGCCAAGCAAAUUUUUCGACUGCGAAGCGUCAAACUUUUUGGUGACUGAAGAUGCCAAUCAGGGCUGUGAGCCAUUGAAAGAAAAUGAAAUGGAUACCAGCGAUGACAAGCUGGAAAAACACUGUGAUAUGUUAGAAAAACCAAGUAAUUUGACUAAUUUUGAAGAUCUCGCUGUUCCUGGCCCUUCUGGGUUAGGAAGAUUGCCGUUGACCUCUGCCUCCAUAGUCAAAUCGAUUGCUGAGCGCGCAAUCGAUGACUGUAAAUGUCAUAAAGAUAAUGAAAAUUUAAGCGAAGUCUGUUCUUCUUCGGUUAAUCACAAUAAUCAUAAUUGUGUUGGCAGCGAAGAAAAAUUGGACAAAACUGAAGAUUGUGUUCCUCCUCGGGAAGAAACCAGCGAAAAACCUAACACGUCUAAAGAUGAUGAAGUCAACAAAGUAAAUCAAAUUGAAGCUGACGUUGAAGAACCUCAACCAGGACCGUCAAAAACAGUAGAAUGUUCUAGUAAACGACCGCAGGCGAAUGAACGCAAUAAUGAUAAUAAUGCUAGACCUUGUAAACGUUUAAAACUGAAUAAUGGAAACUGGGUUGGCAAGAAUUCCAGCAAAACACCCCGAACAAUUUUCCAUAAAGCAUUAGAUGCAGUUAAUAUGACUUGGGAUAAUGAUCAUUUGAAAUUUAUCCUUGAGUCUGAUAAUUAUUCUCUAUCAAGCCGCAAUUCGGUACAAAUCGCCAGUUCUAGCAAAACCAUAUGCAAUAGUCCCAGUUCUAAGUCGAAUUUCAAUUCCCUCGGUCAGCCACUAUGGCAUGAACAGAUAUCGAUGACUGCUGCUCGAGUUGACUCGUUACGUUCCCAUGGUCAUAUAGAAGCUGCGUUGAGGUUAUCAGUGAGUGUGGUUCGUACAAUGAGGGAAAUUCAACGCGACGCACAAGCUCUGUGGCAUCGUCACAAACCAAAGACUGCGGACAAUAAACCAGUGGAGGUUGUAUGUAGUUGCCAGAACAGCAAACAACCUGAAUCGAAUGCGACUCCUCAAUCUUCCUCAAGAAAAAAUGAUGCUGUGUCACAAAUGCCUCCUCCACCGCCUCCAGCAGUAGGUCCGUCACAGCCAGCGACUGGUAGCAAAAUAAAUUGUCAAUGCCCGACACACAUGCAUCAGAUUCAGUCUCUGCCGUCUCCACAACAACAACAACAGUUCCAACAUCAUCAAAUGAAAAAAGACUGCUCAAAAUGCUUGCAAAUCAAGUGCUAUUAUGAAUCAGUGGGUUCUUCUUCUAAAUAUAACUAUUACAACAACAUGAUCCGGAACAGCCGCAGCGGAAUGGUCUGUCAUUCAUCAAAGUGCAAUCCGUUUUUUCCUCCAUCGGCCGAAAUGUUUCGCAACCCUCAGCCACACUGCAGUCGUGAUUAUCGGUUUAUGAAGUUUAAUAUGCAACCACCGCAGCAUCCACCUCAUAUGCAUCAUCACCAUCAUCAUCAGCAUCAGCCAGGUGUACCACCAUUAAUGGGACCACCUCAAGGGCAUCACGGAGCUGGACCUUCCCAUCAUAUGCAUCCUCCAAAUCAUGUGAUUCCUCCUCCUGCUGUAAUGCCUCCACAACAUGUUUCUACGGAACAAACGGCGGCAAUGGCGCCGAAAUGCAAUUGCCCAGUACACAAGGACGAACGACAAGAAAUUCCCCAAGCACAGCCACCUCCACCACCUGGCGUUUCUGGUAUGGGGCCGCCAGUUCCAGGACCGUCCACAUCGUCAGCUGUUCUACCAAAUGCACCACCACCACCACCUCCUCCUCUAGCGCCAUAUCAUCCACAAGACGUACUAACAAAAUCGCAAAUUCCCUGUACUCAACAUGACAAAUCUCAAUGUUGUAUCAAAAAUAUGUGCUGCAAAAUGGCAGCUCAAGCCAAAGCCCUCGAAAAACAAUUCAAUGCCCAGGCUCCUGGUCCGUCGUCGUCUUCUCCAUUCAUCCCUCCAGCUGCACCAUCAACGCCGUGUAAUUGCGGUAUGCAUUCUAAUUCUAUCAGUAUGUAUAAAGCUUUAUACAACGGUCCACCGUCGCAUAUGAUCGGUCCAUCAUCUAUGUCGGGACCGAGUUCAUCGCGUAGUAUGCCAAAGCCCUACGAACGACCAUCGGCACCAUAUCUUGAAUGUGAAAUGGGCGGACCCAGCUCAUCAAAAUCUGCAUCCAAAAUGCCACCAUCGCCUGCGAUUUUAUGUAACAGAGAUCCUUCUGGUAAUUCUUCCUCUUCUGCGUCUACUACGACAUCAUCAGGUAUUCCUCCUGGAACUUCAGCUAAAAUCCAUGAGCCCGAUUGUGCUUUAACCAAAGCUGCAAACAAGCAAAAUGCUGAUUUGUGUAGCGCUGGCGGCAGCUCGUCGAAAUCGAAAAACAAUUCUGUCAACUACGGGGCUUCGCCUUCGAAAGUUGCGUCCAUAUUUGAUUCUAUUAAAAUAAACCGCAAAACGAACUGUUUAUCAAAAUGCAUUGACUGUAGUAUUGGUUGUGAAGUAGAGUUCCCUCUCGAUGCAAUAGCUUGUAUUUUCGAUUGCCUAACCGAAACUUGCAUUAUGCCAGAGGCAAUGGUAAACGAAAUUAGUCGCAUGGCAUAUGAAAUUGGAGCCAAUGGCAAUGGCCAGGGUGCCAACACAGCACCCGAAGACGUCAAUAUAAUUCCGCCCAAAUAUCGACACAUUCCAGUACCAGGAACUAGCGACAGGUAUGAAACGUAUCUAACGUUAGCCUUUGAAGCGGCCAUUUUAGCAUUGAGUAAACAGAGAAUUAUGCCACACGGUUUAUAUGCACAGCACGUAAUAUGUAAGCAACAGGAUCAGUUAAUAUCUCGGUUACGAAACAUUGACCUAGAUCAGAUGCUGAUUGACGUUCUCAAGCGACUUAGCAUUCAACUGCUAGAUGGGGGUCCGACCAGUGGUCUGGGUGAAAUGAUUCAUCCGGAAUCGGUUCCGAUGCACACGCUUGCGCGGUUUUUGUUUGCUUCACUUCUCAACCAAUACCCAGAUCUAGCUUUCAACAUCGGACUUCGAGCGAUGAGAUUCCCCAUACUGGAAAAUAUUAGCGAGGGCUCCGUGAAUGGAAUUGAAAUGCAGCACAACAAUUUUAUGCACUCGCCGUACCCUCGUUGGUGGACUUUGGGCCAUCUGGAGACGCAACAGUGCUCACUGAGUUCUACUAUGCUCAGUGCCGCCAAAGGCGAUACGAAACGUUUGUCAGCAGUACUCGAGAACGCUCGUCGAAAUAUACACAGUUCGUCGCAUUUAUUCAAACUCGCACAAGAUGCUUUCCGUUUUGCUACUCCGGAAAACGGCCCUCGAAGUCAAACCUUAUUAGGUGUUGCUUUUGAACUGGGAUUGCAGGUUAUGCGAAUGACACUAACGUGUUUAAACUGGCGUCGACGAGAAAUGGUUCGAUGGUUGGUCACUUGUGCUUCUCACGUCGGAUUGGAAGCACUGAUGUCUAUUAUGCAAAACUGGUAUCAUCUUUUCACGCCAACAGAAGCAACAGGACCAGUGGCAACCACUAUAAUGUCACAUUCCACUAUAAUGCGUCUGAACUUGAGCUUUAGGCAGCAGGAUGAACUGUCUAAUUGUGCCCGUACAUUGGCCUUGCAGUGCGCUACAAAAGAUCCGCCAAACUGUGCACUUAAUGCUUUAACUUUAUGCGAGAAUGAUGCCAUGGCAUUCGAAACAGCCUAUCACAUUGUCAUUGACGCUGCAACACAUAUAAUGACGUCCAGUCAGCUGUUUACAAUUGCAAGAUACAUGGAACAUAGAGGCUAUCCAUCGCGGGCAUAUAAUUUAGCGAUGUUGGCAAUGAAGAAUGUACAGUUGGCUUACAACCAGGACACUCACCCUGCAAUAAAUGAUAUCCAUUGGGCUUGUGCUUUAUCCCAUUCACUCGGAAAGGCAGAAUUGUCGAAGAUGAUUCCACUUGUGAUAAAAAAUGUACAAUGUGCUACCGUUUUAUCAGAUAUAUUACGUCGCUGCAGUGUCCCAACACCAGGAAUGCACAAUUUCAACGCACAUGGUAGGGGUAAUAAUAUGCGACAAUGUAUGAAAUUGAGCUAUGAUCGUGAGCCUUUAAAUCAGCUUCUUGAAGCUGCGGUAUCGGCCUAUGUAAAUACUACUCAUUCAAGAUUAUCGCACAUUUCUCCAAGACAUUACAGUGAUUUUAUAGACUUCCUUAGCAAAGCAAGGGAUACAUUCAUGCUUGCAAGAGACGGCCCAGCCCACUUCUCACGACUCAUCGAAAAUAUAACUAUCGCUUACAAAGGUAAGAAAAAGCUAGUGCGACAAGUAAGGCAGCGCUUUCAGUUUGUUUAGAAAGCUAAAAUUAAAUGAUUGUAUAUAUUAUUCAAAGAGGAAAUAACAAAACAUAAGACCCUUCUCACUAACCUCUAUACAAGUAUAGAUAGAAUAAUCAAUUGGACUAUUAUUGAUUUUCAGUCCAUGAACAUUGUAUAUUUCACUUGCGUUUCGUUUUUGCGAAUACUGACUUCGAUUAUGCGUGACGAUAAAAAAACAGUAUUAUGUAUUCACAUUGAAAAAGUUCUUCCAUCUUUGUUUAGAUACGUUUGUGUUAUGGUUAUUUGUUUUUGCAGAGGCCUAUUUUUGUGUCAAAAAUAAUUUUAUUCGUUUGGAAACUCGUUUGUUAUUUGAUUUAUUGUUUGCAUUGUUUGCAAAAGAUGUUAAAUAGUAUUUGGUCAUGUAGCAAAAAUCGAAAUCGCAAAACCUAAUUUGAAAUGACAUAUUUGAAAUAUUAUUACUUGUUAGUAUAUAACAUAUGCUAGUGAUGUGUAGUAUAUAUAUAUAGUUGUAUAAAUCUUGGUCAUGACUUCCAUUAUACAAAUCUAAACAAGUUGGGUAGUGCGGCAUCAAUUAAUAAACAGAACAUAUUACAAUGAAAAGUGUGAAAAAUACUAAAAGUUACAAUUGCAAAUAAACUGAGGUCUUUGUGCAAGAUACAAGCUAAAAAAUUUGUACGAAAAGGCUAAUCACUAAAAUUUGUCUUGGUUGCAAAUAAUUACUCGUGCUGAAAAAUAUGUAGCUCUAAUAUAGCCACACAUAUUGUACAAAUUCAAUAGAGAUAAUAACACAGCUGCCCAUGUCAGUCAGUGUAAUUAUAAUUAAAAAAAAGUAGAACUGAUAAAUAAUCCUAGUAGAUAGAAUACAUAGCCGCAUAUGUUUAGUAAAUUAUCACCAAAUUAAUUAAUCUCGGUAAUUUCAUCAGUAGCGACUGGUAAUAGAUAAACUGAUAUAUUUAAUAAGCAUUUGUUUUAAAGUUUUCAAUAAACUUUGUGCCACCACAUCUGUGCCGAACAAUUGACUUAGAUUUCAGUUUGUAUAAAAGACAGCGUAAUCUUUAGUCUGGUUUCAUUAAUUUAGUUGAAAUACCUCACUAUUUAAAUUGAUUAUUAGAUAAAUUUACAAAUUAAACGUUUAGUUCUACUUGCAUAUUUGUUUACGCCAGACCAGUUUGAACACUAUUUGAUAGUUCAUGAGUGGGAACAUAUAUCAAUAUCAGCAAAAGAAGAGAAAAUAACUUAAAUACCUACGGGCAGAGCUCCAAUCCUAUAUACUAGAAUAAUGAAAUGAAACAAAAAAAUGUAACUAAAACAAGAACAGCAAACAUCCAGUAUAUUGCAUUAUAAACCAAUAUGAAAUAGGAAUAUUUACUGCCAAAAUGCUAAUCAAAGAAAAUCGAUAGUCGGUUAUUAUAAACGCAAACAAAUACCAUGCAUUAUAUCAGAUAAAUGCUUGUAUGGCAAAUGAACUGAAUAUAACCACAUUUUAGAAGCCACUAUUACUACACUAAUUGUUUUGACGUUUUAUUGUUCAUUUUGAAAUCAACAAAACAAGUCUAAAUUUAAUUUACGUGUACAUGCACUACAUUUUUUUCAAGAUCUAAUAUACAACAGAGCUUUACAUUAAUUCGUAUUAAAGGUCAAUAUAAUUGGGUUUUCCAAUCUAUCAAAAGCCAUCUAAAACUCCCGAUUUCAGUACAGCGUUACACUAAGCAAGUAACUAGUUAUGUAUUUUAUGUUUCGAUGUAAGUUUAACUCAGGUAUAGUAAAGUUUAAUUAAAAGAAAAGUAAGAAAACGUCAAUGAAUAAUUUACAUAAUAAUGCAAAAAUAGAA